AUGGGUUCCAAAACUUCUUCUUCUACUAGAGCAAAACCCUUCAUUUUCUUUCUCCUCUUCCUCUCAUCCUCCCUCUUUUUCACUGUGUUAACCUUUAGACCAAAGCCAAAAUUUAUUAACACACAUGGGCUUCAACAUCAAGCCAAGAUAUCAAAUGGGUUUAAUCUUAUUCCAAAAGAAUUCAAGGGUAAGAAUGUUAAAGUUGGUUUGGUAAAUAUUGUGGGUGAUAGAAUAGAAGCUACAUACAGAUUACUUGGAUUAUCAGAGCCAAAAACUGAGACUGUCAAGGUAAGGUUUGAUCAUGUGUCCAAGGAUUUGACAUGGAGGGACUUCUUCCCUGAAUGGAUUGAUGAAGAUGAGAAAUGGGCUUCACCCAAGUGCCCGGAGAUACCAUUGCCGAGGAAGGAGGAUUAUGAGGACCUUGAUGUGGUAAUAGCUAGGACUCCAUGUGAUAAGGUUAAAGAGAAUAAAGGGAUUAGGGAUGUGUUUAGGUUACAAGUCAAUUUAGUGGUGGCUAAUCUGGUGGUGAGGAAUGGAUGGCUUAGUCCUGAUGUUAAUCGGACGGUGUAUGCUGUGUUCAUCGGGUCUUGUGAGCCAAUGGUGGAGAUUUUCAGAUGUGAUGAUCUUGUGAUGCAUCGAGGAGAUCUUUGGGUGUAUAAGCCUGAGUUGAGGAGGUUGAAGCAGAAGGUACUCAUGCCUUUUGGGUCAUGCCAACUUGCUCCUAGUUAUGCACAAACAGGUCAAGAGGUGUGGAGAAAUUUUAUGUCAGAAUCAAGACAACAGAAUCACAGCAUUACCUUACACCGCCAUAAGAAGGCAUAUGCAACAGUCCUCCAUUCUUCAGAAGCUUAUGUUUGUGGUGCAAUAGCCUUAGCUCAAAGCAUCAUUCAGAGCAACUCCACCAAAGACCUAGUCCUCCUUGCUGAUCACUCCAUUAGUUCCGAGUCCAUCCGAGGCUUAAGAGCUGCCGGAUGGAAGAUUAAACGCAUCAAACGCAUCCAAAAUCCAUUUGCCGAAAAGGAUUCUUAUAAUGAGUGGAACUACAGCAAGCUACGCAUAUGGCAACUAAUAGAGUAUGACAAAGUUAUGUUUAUAGAUGCUGAUCUUUUAGUCCUAAAGAACAUAGAUAAAUUCUUUGUUCAUCCACAAGUAUCGGCUGCAACAAAUAAUAUGAUGAUUUUUAAUUCUGGGGUCAUGGUAAUUGAACCAUCAUUGUGCAUGUUCAAGGAGUUAUUGUCUAAGAGUUUGAAGCUGGAGUCAUAUAAUGGUGGUGAACAAGGAUUUCUUAAUGAAGCUUUUACAUGGUGGCACCGGUUGCCUACAAAGCUUAAUCAGCUAAAAAUUUUCGAUGGGUCGAGCAAUGAGAAGCAUGAGAUAGCAGAGGAUAGUUAUACGAUGCAAUAUUUGGGGUUGAAGCCAUGGAUGUGUUACAAGGACUAUGAUUGUAAUUGGGACAAGUUGGAUCACCAUCAGUUUGCUAGUGACUCAGCCCACAAGAGGUGGUGGCAAGUUUUCGAGGCCAUGCCAAAGAAUUUGCAACCACAUUGUGGACUCACUAAGGAAAUGGAUGCAAGGAUAAGGAAAUGGAGAGGGAUAGCUAGGAGAGCUAGUUUGGCUGAUGGGCAUUGGAGAAUCAAGGUUGAGGACCCGAGACAACACCAUUUUGUGGACUACUUGAGGGAUGCCAACAGUUGA
This is a messenger RNA of Quercus robur (English oak), 1695 nucleotides long. Its product is annotated as putative UDP-glucuronate:xylan alpha-glucuronosyltransferase 4. The record is from RefSeq and is a predicted model, not a curated record. NCBI's taxonomy places the organism in Eukaryota, Viridiplantae, Streptophyta, Magnoliopsida, Fagales, Fagaceae. Gene Ontology annotation, molecular function: glycosyltransferase activity. The transcript has 2 exons. The coding region runs from base 1 to 1695 and encodes 564 amino acids. Gene Ontology annotation, biological process: xylan biosynthetic process.